AUGGUGGGGUUAGGUCCAAGAAAGCCUCCUUCCCGUAAGGGUUCCAUGGCGGAGGUUCCAAAGAAUUUCUUGGAGCAAAUCAAGAAACUUGAGCAACAGUUCACCGUUGACACCAAAAAGCUCAAGGAGAUCACCGAACAUUUCGUCUCUGAGCUUACUAAAGGUCUCACGGUGGAGGGUGGAAGUAUUCCAAUGAACCCAACAUGGUGUAUGUCUUUCCCAGACGGUUAUGAAACAGGCACUUUCCUCGCCUUGGACAUGGGAGGUACCAACUUGCGUGUCUGUGAGAUCAUUUUGACCGAUGAGAAGUCUGAGUUCGAUAUUAUGCAAUCAAAGUAUCGCAUGCCUGAAGAGCUCAAAACUGGUGAUGCCGAUGAGCUUUGGGAGUAUAUUGCGGAUUGUCUUCAGCAGUUUAUCGAGUCCCAUCACCAGGGCGAGAAGCUUGACAAAUUGAGUCUUGGUUUCACCUUUUCUUACCCAGCUACCCAGAACUACAUUGAUGAGGGUAUUUUGCAAAGAUGGACCAAGGGUUUCGAUAUUGAAGGUGUUGAGGGCGAGAACGUUGUUCCAAUGUUCGAAGCAGCUCUUGCUAAGAGAGGUGUGCCAAUUAAGCUCACUGCUUUGAUCAAUGAUACCACCGGUACUUUGAUCGCUUCCGCAUACACUGAUACAUCCAUGAAGAUUGGAUGUAUCUUUGGAACUGGUUGCAAUGCUGCUUACAUGGAAAAUUGUGGCUCCAUUCCAAAAUUGGCCCACAUGAACCUACCUCCUGACACUCCAAUGGCUAUCAACUGCGAGUGGGGUGCUUUUGACAAUGAACACAAAGUUCUCCCCCGUACUCCAUACGAUAUCAUUAUUGAUAAAGAUUCUCCACGUCCCGGUCAGCAAGCAUUUGAGAAGAUGAUUGCUGGUCUUUACCUUGGAGAACUUUUCAGAUUGGUUCUAGUUGAUCUUCACGACAACAAAGACAUUCACAUCUUUGAGGGUCAGGACAUCGAGAAGCUCCGAAAAGCUUAUACCUUGGACUCUUCUUUCUUAUCCUUGGUUGAGGAGGAUCCAUUCGAGAACUUGUCCGAGACAGCUGACCUGUUCCAAAACAAGCUCGGCAUAGUCACCACUGUUCCAGAACUUGAGCUUAUCCGCCGUCUCGCUGAGUUAAUCGGUACCCGUGCCGCCCGUCUUUCCGCCUGUGGUGUUGCCGCCAUUGCCAAGAAGAAGGGUUAUGAGACCUGCCACGUUGGAGCUGAUGGAUCAGUCUUCAACAAAUACCCUCACUUCAAGGCUCGUGGUGCGGCAGCACUUCGUGAAAUUCUUGAUUGGCCUGCCAAGAAGAGUCCUAAGGAGCAUGAUCCUAUUGAAAUCUUGGCCGCCGAAGAUGGAUCUGGUGUCGGUGCAGCUUUGAUUGCUGCUUUGACCCUCAAGCGUGUUAAGGAAGGUAACAUGGCUGGUAUCUUGCACCCAGAGAACUUCAGAUGA
This is a messenger RNA of Sclerotinia sclerotiorum 1980 UF-70, 1476 nucleotides long. RefSeq lists its product as hypothetical. Gene Ontology annotation, molecular function: glucokinase activity; fructokinase activity; mannokinase activity. The record is from RefSeq and is a predicted model, not a curated record. Gene Ontology annotation, biological process: intracellular glucose homeostasis; glycolytic process; glucose 6-phosphate metabolic process. Gene Ontology annotation, cellular component: cytosol; mitochondrion. The transcript is spliced from 6 exons. Lineage: Eukaryota; Fungi; Ascomycota; Leotiomycetes; Helotiales; Sclerotiniaceae. The coding region runs from base 1 to 1476 and encodes 491 amino acids.